AUGGAUAUUGUGUUCCACCCCGGUCAGAAUGGGUCCGCACCCUGGGUAGAGUUCUAUCCUUAUACACCAUCCGCAACAGCCGGGUAUGCCUUCAUGGGUAUCUUUGGUGUUUCAACCCUUGCACACAUCGUUUUGAUGUUCCCUUUCCGUGCUGCUUACUUCAUUCCCUUAAUAUUGGGCGGAAUAUGUGAAACCUUCGGUUACUAUGGUCGAGCCUGGUCUCAUGAAUCCCGGUUUGAGAUCAGUUCAUGGGCACUACAGGAGAUGCUCAUUCUUUGUGCACCACCCCUCGUCGCAGCCACGGUUUAUAUGGUUCUUGGUCGCAUCAUACGCUCUUUCGAUGCCGAGCAUCACUCAAGUAUGCGCGUCAAGUGGCUCACUUUUGUCUUCGUCAUGAACGACGUCUUGUGCUUCUGCACGCAGCUGGGAGGUGCAGGCGUGCAGGUGACGGGUGACCAGAAUAUCAUGAAGAUCGGCAAGAAAGUCGUGUUGGCAGGCUUGAUCUUCUCUUUGGUUGUCUUUGCGUUCUUCAUCUAUAUUGCGGCCAAGUUCCAUCGGCGUCUUCAACAACGGCCGACUCCCAUCCUCAAUCACCACCCCGAUCUUCCCUGGCAGCGAUACAUGUGGGCAAUCUACGUUUCCUGUGCUGCGUUGAUGGUGCGCAAUCUGGUCCGAACCAUUCAAUUUGGAGCUGGCCAGAAAACCGAUGUCAACACCAAGGAGGUAUACAUCUAUGUGUUUGAUGCAUUCUUGAUGUUUUUCUCCAUGCUGGUCCUUAUCAUUUACCACCCCGGUCGACUGAUCAAGAGAGCUCGUCGUCUUGCCAAGAAUGGUAUGUUCCGGCAGUCUAGCGACGGAAACUCCGCGCAUAUACUGUUGUCUGAUUGCGAGAUGGGACAGCGUCCGGCCAAACUGUACAUAUUAACUCACAAUUCGAAUCCUGAUCCAAGUUGGCUCGAAAUCUUUGAUAUCCCGGACAUGUUAGAUCUAAAUUUACUAAAAGAGCAGAAUCGUGGUUCUACUCCAAAAUUGGUGCCGUCAAAAGGCGAUGCAGAAGGAUUUGCUUGUCGGGAUCGGGGUACCGAUGGGGCUAGCGCCUUUGGACCGUUGCAUCGACUCCAGUUCUUUGUUCCACGGUGGAUUUUCUUCCUCUCAAACAACAUGCAUCUCAUCCAGUAUGCCACCGAGGCUGAUGGCCCAGCACUCGCCAAAGUCAAUGUGGAAAGUUUCAGGGCCCGGCUUCUCCUUGGCCAGGUGUUUCCAGGGUCCAACAAUACUCUCCUACGGGAGUAUAAAACACACGUCGGGAUGAAACAUCUGGCCAAUCCCAAUAUGCACGUUCUCAAGAUCCACAGCGAGAACGGUGAAUUGGUCACAUAUAGCCGCUGGCAGCUUCCGGCUUCGUUCGGCCAGAGCCAGGUUCCUUUAAGUGACCAAGGUGCCUUGUCUGCCAAGGACCCUCUUGUGUACGCGCCACAGCCAAUGAAUACAGAGGCAUUUGCUGCCUUCAAGAAGAUACUAGAAGAGGGUCGUAAAAAGCACACAACAGAAGACGACAUAGUUCUGGAUCUGUUGGCCACUCUGCCUGAUUAUCAGGGCCAGGGGUAUGGCAAGACCAUUUUGAAAUGGGGCAUUGAGAAAGCAGACGCUACCAAGUCGCGCAUCUACCUAGAAGCCACUCCCGAGGGGGUUCCGGUCUACCUCAAAUACGGAUGGAGGCACAUGGAGGAGGUGACAAUGAACUUCGCGGACUAUGGAGGUGUUGGGGUCGAGUCGUAUUACCUGAUGAUCAGGGAUCCAAUUGCAUAG
This is a messenger RNA of Penicillium olsonii, 1809 nucleotides long. NCBI's taxonomy places the organism in Eukaryota, Fungi, Ascomycota, Eurotiomycetes, Eurotiales, Aspergillaceae. The record is from the annotation of a GenBank genome assembly.